Molecule: messenger RNA, 2413 nt
Organism: Helianthus annuus (common sunflower)
Lineage: Eukaryota; Viridiplantae; Streptophyta; Magnoliopsida; Asterales; Asteraceae
Product: two-component response regulator ARR12
Exons: 7
Coding region: 434-2218 (594 amino acids)
Biological process (GO): cytokinin-activated signaling pathway; phosphorelay signal transduction system
Molecular function (GO): DNA binding; DNA-binding transcription factor activity
Source: RefSeq, a predicted model, not a curated record
UUUUUUUUUUUUUGUCAAAAUAAUAUUUUAUUAACGAAGCCAUUUAUUCUAUUCUAUUUUAUUUAUUUGUUUAUUUCUGCAAAAAGGAUAUUUAAAGAAAUUAAGUAGACAAAAACCCUUGAGAGAAAAAGGGGGGUUUUGAUGAGUGAAAUAGUAAAGUGUUUUGAUUCCUUGUAUUUUUUAAAACUGAAAUCCAUUCCAUUUGUUCUGGCAAAGUUCCCAUGAUUGUCCAUAUGUGUGAGCUCUGAUCCAAGUCACCAUCCUGCUUUCUCUUUCUAAGAUCCACUUUCUCUCUCUAAAAUCUUUGAGUUCCUCCUCCUUUCUUUGUGGGUUUGUUUUGUUUGUGUUCAAGAAAGUGAAAAAGAUCCAAACUUUCUGAAUCUUUGUGUCUUUCUUGAGUCUUGAAAAUAUUAUUUUUAAAAUAAUAAUAAAGAUGACAGUUGAGGAAAUUAGAGGGGGUGAUAAUGAAAUUGACAGGUUUCCCAUUGGUAUGAGAGUUCUUGCUGUUGAUGAUAAUCCAACUUGUUUGAAAUUAUUGGAGGGUCUUUUGAGAAAAUGCCAAUAUCAAGUUACAACAACAAAUCAAGCAAUAACAGCACUGAAUAUGUUGAGAGAGAAUAGAAACAGAUUUGAUUUGAUCAUCAGUGAUGUUUACAUGCCAGACAUGGAUGGAUUCAAGCUUCUUGAACUCGUUGGGCUCGAAAUGGAUUUACCAGUCAUCAUGUUAUCAGGAAACGGUGACCGGAAUCUUGUGAUGAAAGGGAUCACUCAUGGCGCUUGCGAUUAUCUCGUGAAACCGGUUCGCCUUGAGGAGCUACGCAACAUAUGGCAGCAUGUGAUCAGGCGAAAAGUUGAGUCAAAAUCACAGUCAAAGUCAAAACACAACGGUGAAAAAUCAGAUCAAGGGAACGAAGGUGGAGAUCAGAACGAGAAAUUGAACCGAAAACGAAAAGAUGAAGAAGAAGAUGAAGAAAAUGGUAAUGAAAGUGAUGAUCCAACGGCAAAGAAGAAGCCACGGGUUGUUUGGUCUAUUGAUCUCCAUAGAAAAUUCGUUGCUGCUAUUAAUCAACUGGGCAUUGAGAAAGCUGUGCCUAAAAGGAUUCUUGAUUUGAUGAAUGUGGAUGGGCUUACUAGGGAAAAUGUAGCAAGCCAUCUGCAGAAAUAUAGACUUUACCUAAAGAGGAUCAGUCAACAAGCUAACAUGGUGGUUGCAUUUGGAAGCAACAACGAUGCAUCUUCUUACAUGAGAAUGGGCCCUCUUGACGGACUAGGAGAUUUUAGGACAUUAUCAUGUUCAGGAAGAUUGCCAAAUGCCACGUAUGCGCCAUCUGGCAUGCUCGGUAGACUCAACAGUGCAACGGGUGUGUCUCUUCAUAGCCUUACGGCUCCACCCCUCGUCCAACCAAACCAUACCCAAACCAAACUACAACCGGUUGUAUCUUCAAAUCACCAAAACAUGAAUCUUUUUCAUGGGAUCCCACCGUCUUUCGAUCUUGAUCAACUUCAGUACUUCAAUAAACCAAACGCCCAACUCACCGAUGUCAAUUCCAUUGAAGAAUCUCAAAUCUUUACAGGUACCAAUCUUGCUGAUUACACUUCCAUUGAUGAACCUCGGAUGUUUAGAGGUUCUAGUACAUUCACCGAUCCUAUUAGCGUUCUUGCAAAUCAAGUCGGUGUGAAGUUGACUUCUACAGGCACCGAAUCUUUUAAUCUUCUUUCAAAUAGUUCUGGCUUUCUUGACCAGAGUGGUGGCAAUCAACCACCAAACUUUUCUUCUAAUCUAAUCCCCGUUGGUGAAAGUUAUAGUUAUCCGGCUGUUAUUAACGGCGGUUUUAGUUCUAACGUCACAACAACAGUCGCUGUACCUAUUGAAGCUCAUGGUGGUGGUUUAGUUGGUGACGUUGUUCAAAAUGUUAACCGAUCUUUACCAAACCAGAAAGGUCUUCCUACACUAGCCGCUUCGGCUCUAGCUUGUUACGGUAGUUUGAGUGGUCCGGUGAGCCACUGUAGACCAAACGGCGGUGGUUCAACUCUUGUCCAGACUGACCACACAAAGCUACAAAGCGGUUUUGUUUCAAGCAAUGGUUAUGGUUCAUUGGAUGAUAUUAUACCAGGAAUGAUGAAACAAGAGCAGGGUGCGACGGUGCUAAUGAAUGGAGAAUUCGGGUACAAUCCUUAUAUAGCUCCAGAUCGCGAUUACGAUGAUGAGCCUAGGUAGUCAUUUGAUUUGUAGAGAAAUAUAAAAGAGCCUGCAGUUGCUACCAUUUAGGUUUAUUGAUGAGGAAUCUUAACUCUUGCUUAGGUUGUCUAAACAAGUCAUGAGUCUGAUGACAAAGAGUAUAUUAUUUUUUCUUUAAUACCCUUUCUGUGAUGACUAUUUCUUGUUAUUUAAUCGCGUGUAAUUAGAAAGUGA